Cornus florida is the source of this 3994-nucleotide messenger RNA. Its product is annotated as serine/threonine-protein phosphatase BSL3-like. Lineage: Eukaryota; Viridiplantae; Streptophyta; Magnoliopsida; Cornales; Cornaceae. Gene Ontology annotation, molecular function: protein binding; phosphoprotein phosphatase activity. The coding region runs from base 477 to 3479 and encodes 1000 amino acids. The record is from RefSeq and is a predicted model, not a curated record. Gene Ontology annotation, biological process: brassinosteroid mediated signaling pathway. The transcript is spliced from 21 exons.
GGGGGCUUAGAGGGAGAAAUUGGGGGCUUAGAGGGAGAAAGUGAAAGAAAAAAUAGAGAUUUGGUAGAGAGAGCGAGAUAGAGAGAGACUGAUAUAGGUUUAGAGAGAGAAAGUGAGGGAUUUGUAGAGGGAGGAAAGAGAUUGGUACACUUGCUGUCGUUUGCCUUCGAGCCUCUUUCCCGUCCCGUUUUUGCCCUCUCGAACGCUUCGAAGGUUGAGAGAGAGAGAAAUAAAAACUAACUUUUCAUCAUUCUGUGAUAUAAAUUUCUCGGAAAAUUUCGGCCUUUUCGAAUCCAAUUAGAGGGCCUGAGCUAGGGUUUCGAUUGUCAGUAUUAUAACCCGUGUCUUUUUCGAAUUUUCUGAAGGCGAGAGUUUGCAAUUCGAAGUGAUUGGAUAGUAUGUUGAUCAGAAAUGCGAAUCUGUGAGAAUUUCAUCUCCGAUCUCGAUAUUAAAGUUGCAAUUGAAGGCUUCAAGAGAUGGAUGUUGAUUCUUCAAUGGGGUCGGAGUCCGAUCACGACACGACUGCCGAGAACCAAAACGGUGCUGCGUCCGAGGAGCUCGGAGGGCCCGAGCAGUCUCCUGCAGCUUCUGGAUCUCCACAGCAGCUACCAACUCCGCCGCAGCAGACGCCUCCUCCGGUGCAGCAGAGCCCCGUAGCGGGGCCCAGGCCGGCGCCAACUUACUCGGUGGUGAACGAAGUGAUAGAGAAGAAGGAGGACGGUCCAGGUCCAAGGUGUGGUCACACGCUGACGGCUAUAGCUGCGGUCGGGGAGGACGGGACGCCCGGUUACAUUGGGCCGCGGUUGAUUCUCUUUGGUGGCGCCACUGCUCUGGAGGGCAAUUCCGCAGCUUCAGGAACUCCAACCUCAGCUGGAAGUGCCGGCAUACGAUUAGCUGGAGCAACAGCUGACGUGCACUGCUAUGAUGUGAUGACAAAUAAAUGGUCUAGAAUUACUCCCUUUGGAGAACCACCCACACCGAGGGCAGCACAUGUGGCUACUGCUGUGGGUACUAUGGUGGUUAUUCAGGGUGGAAUUGGUCCAGCUGGUCUGUCUGCUGAGGAUCUCCACGUUCUUGAUCUUACACAGCAACGACCACGAUGGCAUAGGGUUGUGGUCCAAGGCCCUGGACCAGGGCCACGUUAUGGGCAUGUCAUGGCUCUGGUAGGGCAAAGAUAUCUCAUGGCAAUUGGUGGAAAUGAUGGAAAGCGACCUUUGGCUGAUGUAUGGGCGCUGGAUACAGCUGCCAAGCCUUAUGAAUGGCGAAAACUGGAACCAGAAGGAGAAGGUCCACCUCCAUGCAUGUAUGCAACUGCAAGCGCACGCUCUGAUGGUCUUCUUCUGCUUUGUGGAGGGAGGGAUGCUAAUAGUGUGCCACUGCCAAGUGCAUAUGGACUUGCUAAACAUAGAGAUGGUCGUUGGGAAUGGGCAAUUGCUCCUGGUGUCUCACCAUCUCCUAGAUAUCAACAUGCAGCAGUUUUUGUUAAUGCACGACUUCAUGUAUCGGGAGGGGCACUUGGUGGUGGACGCAUGGUGGAGGACUCAUCAAGUGUUGCAGUUCUUGAUACUGCAGCAGGAGUUUGGUGUGAUACAAAAUCUGUUGUUACAAGUCCCAGGACAGGUAGAUACAGUGCUGACGCUGCUGGUGGAGAUGCUGCAGUUGAACUGACUAGGCGCUGUAGGCAUGCAGCUGCUGCUGUUGGUGACUUGAUCUUUAUCUAUGGCGGUCUACGUGGAGGGGUGUUGCUUGAUGACCUACUAGUUGCUGAAGAUCUGGCUGCUGCUGAAACGACAAGUGCAGCUUCGCAUGCUGCAGCUGCAGCUGCUUCAUCCAAUUUACAGGCAGGGAGAUUACCUGGAAGGUAUGGUGGGUUUGUUGAUGAAAGAACAAGGCAAACAAUUCCCGAAACAGCCCCUGAUGGCGCAGUUGUGUUGGGAAGUCCCGUUGCACCCCCAAUAAAUGGUGACAUGUAUACUGAUAUAAGCACCGAGAAUGCCAUGCUCCAGGGUUCCCGACUGAGCAAAGGUGUGGAGUACUUGGUCGAGGCAUCGGCAGCAGAAGCUGAGGCUAUUAGUGCAACAUUGGCUGCUGCCAAAGCACGACAAGUUAAUGGAGAAGUUGAACUGCCAGACAGGGAUCGUGGUGCAGAGGCUACCCCUAGUGGGAAACAGAUAUCUACUUUGAUUAAGCCUGAUUCUGCCGUCUCAAAUAACUCUGCUCCUGCUGGAGUUCGGCUGCAUCAUAGGGCUGUGGUUGUAGCUGCAGAGACUGGUGGAGCAUUAGGCGGCAUGGUCCGACAGCUUUCAAUCGAUCAAUUUGAAAAUGAAGGAAGGCGAGUCAGCUAUGGAACCCCAGAGAAUGCAACAGCUGCAAGGAAGCUUUUAGAUCGACAAAUGUCUAUCAAUAGUGUACCCAAAAAGGUAAUAGCUCAUCUUCUGAAACCGCGUGGUUGGAAACCUCCUGUUAGACGACAAUUUUUCUUGGAUUGCAAUGAAAUAGCAGAUCUUUGUGAUAGUGCUGAAAGGAUAUUUUCAAGCGAGCCUAGUGUCCUACAGCUCAGGGCUCCUAUCAAGAUAUUUGGUGAUUUGCAUGGGCAAUUUGGUGAUCUUAUGCGACUUUUUGAUGAGUAUGGGUCCCCUUCAACUGCUGGGGACAUAGCAUAUAUCGAUUAUCUCUUCUUAGGAGAUUAUGUUGAUCGAGGACAGCACAGCUUGGAAACUAUUAGUCUUCUUCUAGCUCUGAAGGUUGAAUACACCCACAAUGUACAUUUAAUUCGUGGGAAUCAUGAAGCUGCAGAUAUCAAUGCCCUUUUUGGUUUUCGAAUAGAGUGCAUUGAGCGCAUGGGUGAGAGAGAUGGAAUCUGGGUAUGGCAUCGGAUAAACAGAUUGUUCAACUGGCUUCCUCUGGCAGCUCUAAUUGAGAAAAAAAUCAUUUGCAUGCAUGGUGGUAUUGGAAGGUCAAUAAAUCAUGUGGAACAAAUUGAGAAUCUACAGCGUCCAAUUACGAUGGAAGCAGGCUCAAUUGUUCUCAUGGAUUUAUUAUGGUCUGACCCAACGGAAAAUGACAGUGUGGAAGGAUUACGCCCAAAUGCUAGGGGUCCCGGGUUGGUUACUUUUGGGCCUGAUCGCGUGAUGGAAUUCUGCAACAACAAUGAUCUUCAAUUGAUUGUACGUGCUCAUGAAUGUGUGAUGGACGGUUUUGAGCGUUUUGCGCAGGGACAUUUAAUUACUCUUUUCUCAGCCACCAACUAUUGUGGUACUGCAAAUAAUGCAGGUGCAAUAUUAGUUUUGGGUAGAGAUCUUGUAGUUGUUCCAAAACUCAUUCAUCCAUUGCCACCGGCAAGUUCAUCGCCAGAAGCAUCACCCGAACGCCAUAUAGAAGAUACAUGGAUGCAGGAGCUUAAUGCAAACAGACCACCAACGCCAACUAGAGGUCGUCCUCAAGUUGCUAACGAUCGAGGUUCUCUUGCUUGGAUUUAGUAGCUCUCAGAUUCUUUCAUAUAUACUCUUACCAGGCUCAUGCUACUACCACCUGGGAUUUCUGGUAUUUCUGUACAUAGCAUGAUGCCGUGUGAAGGAUUUCCUGAACUUCAUGUUGGAGUUUUGGAGGCAUUUGAGAGCAUUCGUCAAAUGAUUGGUAGGCCUUCAGACGAUGAAGAUUCGAGUUCAAGGCCAAGUUGCAGGCGGUGGGUAGGUUUACUGUAUCCGCUGUGCCAAACGCAGUUCGGGUUCUCCAAAUAUUGCACUUUGUACAUUGAGCCACAUGCAGUUAGAACUUCCCUUGCUUGUUUUUGUCUUUUGAUGAGUGGUGCCGGGUAUUUUCUCACUAGUUCUUACACAUUUUUUAUUCCUUGUUAAGUUUUAAAUUUUUCCCCUUUAGUUUUUUUUCACUUAAAUCGAGGGCUUGAGGUCCUUAUAUUUAUUUGAUCGGUGAGAUAUGUAAUAUGUUAAAAUCUUCUUGGUUCAUGUAUCAUAAAAAGGCAUUGCUUUGUGUA